This is a messenger RNA of Kuraishia capsulata CBS 1993, 2328 nucleotides long. RefSeq lists its product as uncharacterized. Gene Ontology annotation, molecular function: sequence-specific DNA binding; DNA-binding transcription factor activity, RNA polymerase II-specific; zinc ion binding. Bases 1 to 2328 code for a protein of 775 amino acids. Gene Ontology annotation, cellular component: nucleus. The record is from RefSeq and is a predicted model, not a curated record. The transcript is spliced from 2 exons. Lineage: Eukaryota; Fungi; Ascomycota; Pichiomycetes; Pichiales; Pichiaceae. Gene Ontology annotation, biological process: DNA-templated transcription; positive regulation of transcription by RNA polymerase II.
AUGGCCGGAUUCGGUGGUCCAGAUAGCGAUCAACCUCCCGUGGAGAGUGAUGGCUUGAAGACAGAAGCCCGUUAUGGUGAAGACAAUAACCGGUUCGUCCAGCUGCCGCACACACAUUCUGUGGCUGUUGAGUCAGCUCCGUGGACUUCAAUUCAUCCAGCUCCGGUGUCUGAGUCGGGAGCUGUGCCGAUAUCCCAAAGUGGCCUAGAAGAUCGAGGAAGCGAUAUCCAAAGAGCCAAGAACGCUUGUGUUAGAUGCAAACAGAGGAAAACAAAGUGCACCGGGGGAACCGUGUGCAGAAACUGCUACAUAUCAGGCUCUGAGUGUGUGUACAAAGAGAAGGACAAACGAGUUGCGGUGACGGAAUCGAACUUGCGAAACCUUAAAGAGAGAAUUAAAUAUUUGGAGGAGCAGUUGUCUGAGCUACGAGAGAAAAAUAAGACUAAAUCCGUGGAUGCUGUCUUUUUCUCUGGUCAGGAUGACUCCCAGCUUCAGGAAAAUGGUGGAACCAACAAAAAACGAAGACGCUCGUCUUUGCUGAACAUGCAGAGCAGAAAGGACUUUUUGGAAUCGGGCUCUUCAGAUAUGGUCAUCAUGAAGCUCACCGCUAUGCAAGAGCGUUCCAGAGGAAAUUCUUCUGUUGGUGAUGUCAACCAUAACAGUAGCUUCAGUGAAACUUCGAGACCGAAGAAGGGGGAUCAAAUUCCAUUUCACGCUAAGGUCUCUGAUGAUGAGACUCCUCGGAUCACUCUGGAAGAGGCAGACAGGUUGCUACAAAUCAGCCACUUCUUCCUGAACUCUGUAUACUUGCCCUUUGAGCUCUCUGCUGCGAGACUCAAACUAGCUGAGUUAUAUGCAGGUGGAGAGCUGAGUUUCCCUAAUAGUCCCGAGAACAAGUAUUGGAAACCGCUCAUUUUGAUUCUUUUUGCACUCGGUCACCAUUAUUCAGGUUCGCAUUAUGAUGGCGCUCUUAGCAAGAUACCCGAGGCGUUGAUCCGUGUUGCGUUCGAGGAGUUCUUCCCGUUGCGGGAUAUGGACCCACAGGCUGCAGAAGUUGCUCUGGUUGCUUCCCUCUAUUUCCGUGCUAUUUCGCAGGAUAAUGAUGCCAUGUUCUAUUCCAAUCUCUCUAUUGAGAUUGCCGUUAUGUUGGGGAUGCACAAGAAGGACUUAUCUACCGAAUACACAAGAGAAGAGAUCGAACACCGGUCCAGAGUGUUCUGGGUGUCAUUUGGGGUGAACCGAUUCUUGGGUGCAAAGAUGGGCCAUCCUUUGCUUUUAAGUAAUAAGGAAAUUGACAGGGAUUACCCCGAUAUGGUGUUAUUUGAGGGGGGGGCCGAAAUUGACGUUCCAUUUCCAAAUGCCCAGGAUUUCAAGUUUUUCGUCGAGCUUGCGAGGAUUGCAGAAGACAUAGGAAACGUUAUCUACAAAGAGAGACAGGACAAUUAUGGUGAUUCGCCAGAUGCGGGCUUCUUGGAGUCCAUCGCGGAUUUGAUCCAAAGACUCAUCAACUGGAACGAGUAUGCCCCUCCCAAUCUCAAGAUCAAUCUUAAUGAAGUAGUUGUUGGAGAUGGGAAAGCAAAAAGACUGCGGUGUUCGAUUCACCUCAACUACUGUUACUGUAUCCAUCUCACUACCAUUCCCAUUCUUUAUCGUCUGUUGGAGAAGAGAAAUGCCGAAGGUGAUGCAUUCAUUUCUAUCGACGACCUUCCGCAGAACAUCUCCACCAUGUUGUCAAUUUGUCUCAACGCUGCCCAAUUGACUAUCAACAUCCUUGCUACGUGUUUCAACGAGAAGAUGCUUGCUGUUUUUGGUGUUAUGGACCUGGAUUACGUAUUCAGUUCAGCGCUGACAUUCUUCAUGGCCAUGAUCUUGGGUGUGGAUGUUCAACUAUACAGUCUGGAGGCAUGUCUCAAUGCGUGCUUCAACAUUCUGGGUGAAAUGUCUAAGAGAGGCAACGCUAGUGCGGUUGCCAAACUUUCCAAACUAGUGAGUCUUAUAAAGGGCUACGAAACAUCUGCUGAUGCCCAUAACAACUCAGUGGUUUCUCGUCUGAGAAGCUUUGAGGCUUUGUCCUCCAGGCAAGAAACGGAGCGUGCUGUUCCAGAGGAACCAGCGGUCUUUGAAGCCGCAAAGCCUUUGUCUAUUGCAGACAUUGACUCUGUGAUUAGCAUGCCUGCCCAGGUGGUUGAUACGUCGUUCUUGCCCUCGGCUACCGAGGAUAAACUGGACUUUUUGAAGGACACAGAUCUGGAAUUCUGGGAGAAUGCCUAUAAAAGCGCACAUACUGCUGCAGACUGGGAUGAGCUUCAGAAAUAUUUGCAGAUAUAG